Messenger RNA from Laccaria bicolor S238N-H82, 558 nucleotides. RefSeq lists its product as uncharacterized. The transcript has 5 exons. Bases 1 to 558 code for a protein of 185 amino acids. NCBI's taxonomy places the organism in Eukaryota, Fungi, Basidiomycota, Agaricomycetes, Agaricales, Hydnangiaceae. The record is from RefSeq and is a predicted model, not a curated record.
AUGACGCUUGCUCACAGGACGGAAGUUCUGGAUGCACAUAUGGGUGACCAUAAUUGGAAGAAGCUCGUCAACAUGGUCAGGUCAUUAUGUCAGAGAUGGAAGAGAACCACUACCGGGCUUGCCGAAGCUGAAACAGAACUUCACAAGCUGUCAGACACAGCGAGUUCCGAGGAGCUGUUGGACUGGAAUAGACAGGAGGAAAAUGCCCAGAAGCUUCGAACUGCGGAUCCAUCCGCGAUGGACAUUUUUGAAGCGGAAGCCCCAAAGGUCCUGACACAAAAGGAUGUGCAAGCCAGCCUGAUGGCAAAAGAGCUUGAUAUCAGAAAUGCUAUUGGAUUCCAUUUGGAUAAGCACGGGUAUGAAAAUUCAGGAAACACAGUUGGCAUUAAGUUUAUCCGGCAAUUGGAUGCUUUUCAUCGACAAGGCUCUGAGCUUUUUCCAUGGACCGACUUCCUGGAUGCAUGUGUCUUGAACCCCCCUCCGGAUGAUCAGUUUGAACAUGACAAUGAUCUCGACAUCCUUGACGCCAACCCCCCAAAAGGCAUGCAGGUUGCCUGA